AUUAACAAAAAAAUAAGAAGCUGUUAGUAAAAAAAAAAUAGAAAAAUAAAGUUCCCAUAAUUUGGCCCAUUUUUGGUGUAUUAUGGAAAGUAACGCCUUUGGCAGCAGUCAUAUACCUUCACAAGCAUUGGUUGUUUUAUCGGAGGCUGCUUCCGGUUUGCAUGAGGCCUUAAGAGGCCAACGUCCAUUUCCCUCUAGGUUACCUGACGCCAAAGAUCUCCACAAUAUGUCACUAGUCGGCAGUUAUGGUUCACAUUUGCUGCACAGCUUCCAUCCACAUCUCCUGCAAACCCUAAAUCAUCAUGGCAUGCUGGCCAAUGGCACAGCAGCGGCCGCCAGUUAUUUUGCCAGCGAAAGAGCCGCCUUAGGCAAGCCGUCGGUGUUAUCGAACUUUCAAUUGCCCUCGGCGUUUUCCCCACCAAAAUAUAUAGGCAUUUCAUUGGAUCAGAAUCUUUUCAAUGGCAAUGAUUCAUUUCGCACUGAUUCCGCCAGCCCCACUUGCACAUCACAUGAGUCUUUGGAAGGCUCAAAUGAUUAUGAUGGUGAAAAGGGUGAAAGUCCGCGUAGUAAUGCAUCCGAUCCCAGAGAUUUAAGGCAUGCCCAUAGAAAUGAGAAACCCUCAACAUCAUGUGCCUCCUCUAUGGCCGCUGUAUCAGCAGCCGCCGCUGCUGCUGUAGCCUCUAUAGCUUCCAGUCAAGCUGCCACUUCAGCUACCAACUCUCAUUUGCAUCAUCAUCCACAUCCUCAUCCCCAUCAUGCCCACCAUUUAUCUUCCAUGGCCACACACCAUCAUCAUCAUCACCCCAAUAGCAGUCUAUUGGCUGCCGCCAAUAUGACCCAUAAUUUAGGUCUGGCUGCCCAUGCUGGCCUGCGUCCACCGCCCGGUCAUGUACCCGAUAUGUGUCCGGUGUGUGGCAUUAAAUUGUCGCCCGAAGAAUGGAAUUCACAUUUUCUAACCGAAUUGGAUCGUUUGUAUAAAUUGAGUUCGGGCAUGGAGAGAUCGAAUUUACAAGCUACCUAUAUGUUUGCCCCGCCCUGUCCCUCGCAAGAGAAUGCCAUAAGAACCAGCCAUAAUAGAUGGGAGACCUUCCAACGCAUACGCAACAAUCGCCAAAAUCGCCUGAGAAUCAAGGUGCGCAAACGGAAAUAUGGCGACAUGUAUUUCAUGGAGAAUAUGUUCUGCAAUUCCUGUCCCAUCUGUACGAAACGUAAAUAUGCCAUAGAGACGGGUAAAAUCCUACCGGAGGAUGACAUUAGCAAGGUCCCCGAAGAAAUCGAAACUGUCGAUGUGGAGUCAUGCAAUGAUGAGGUGCCCGAUUCGGGUUCCGAAAUUCAUCACCAACAGCAACAGCAGCAUACACAAGUUCAUCAUGCUCAUAUGCCCGCCUUGAGUGGCAGCAGCAGCCAUAGUAGCAGCCAUAGCAGUUCAAAUGGAGGGGGCGGCGGUGGCAGUGGUGGUAGUAUGGGUGCCAAUCUACAUAAUAGCAAUAGUCAGCCGGGAAAAUUGGAUGGUAUUUUGUAUAGAACAGCGUGUGUUAUGAAUAAGGAGAGUUCGGGGGGUGUGAUGACGACCGGCGAAGAUGAUAUUAGCACAAAUGUGGCCACAACAAGUACGAACAGUAAUAGCAGUUCGGGCAGUACAACAAAUUGGACUGAGGCUCAUGCUUCGAGUAAUGCAACACAUGGACAUAUCUCGGUUAAAAAUGUUAGUGAAUUAUCCUCGACCACUCAUCACUACUACAAUGCAGAUUCUUGCCAUGAGGAGCGACAAGCUAAAGACAUGUCCAUGGAGACCUGUAACAAUGACAGUGAUGAGGAUGUCAUAGUAGAUGAUGAUGAUUCUAUAAAGAUUAAUGCCUACAAUAAAAAACGGAAAUAUGAUGAAGGAACAGUAGGCAGUAGUAGAAUUUUAGAGAAUCCCUCUCCCGUGGAGGAAAGACCCAGAUCAGAGCCCCAAGUAACCAGCACCGAAAGCGGCAUGGAACAUGCUCACAAUAAUAACAACAACAACAAUAAUACUUCCAAAUAUAACGCUUUUGAGGAUUUGAGAAACAAGUGUCAUCAACAGCAGCAGCAACAGCAGCCCAUGGAUACUGAUUCGCCGCCCGGACAUGUGAUAAUGCCAGGAUUAACGCAAUUGGACUCAAAGGUGGGAAAUAGUUCGGAUAUAAAACCGGACAAAGAUGAAAACAAAUGUUUCAUUUGUAAGACAGGUAUAAAGGAUCUAUCCUCCGAAAGUUUUUUGCGUGGUCGUAAUUUCUAUUUCCAUCAAAGUUGUGCAAAUGUCAUGUCCAGUUAUCGUUUGAACAAGGAAUUGCCACAUCAGUCGCAACAGUUAAUGCAGCAACAAAACAAACACAACAAUCAAGAAUCUGAAAUCACCUCAGAGCAUAAACCCCAAAUACAGCAGCCACAAAUCGAUACGGCCUCUCAAAAUGAAAGUUAAA
Molecule: messenger RNA, 2447 nt
Organism: Calliphora vicina (urban bluebottle blowfly)
Lineage: Eukaryota; Metazoa; Arthropoda; Insecta; Diptera; Calliphoridae
Gene: tey
Product: teyrha-meyrha
Exons: 8
Coding region: 83-2446 (787 amino acids)
Biological process (GO): protein ubiquitination
Molecular function (GO): ubiquitin protein ligase activity
Source: RefSeq, a predicted model, not a curated record